Alosa alosa (allis shad) is the source of this 1684-nucleotide messenger RNA. RefSeq names its product inositol-tetrakisphosphate 1-kinase b (gene itpk1b). Gene Ontology annotation, molecular function: inositol-3,4,5,6-tetrakisphosphate 1-kinase activity; ATP binding; inositol-1,3,4-trisphosphate 5-kinase activity. The record is from RefSeq and is a predicted model, not a curated record. Gene Ontology annotation, biological process: inositol trisphosphate metabolic process. Gene Ontology annotation, cellular component: cytoplasm. Lineage: Eukaryota; Metazoa; Chordata; Actinopteri; Clupeiformes; Clupeidae.
UAUGAAUGUGUAAGUGUGUGUGUGUGUGUGAGAGAGAGGGAGAGGAGCUGUGUGAUCCAUUUGGCUGCGCGCUGCCGACCCGUGUCAUGGUAGUGGCGGGCACAUACAUUGCCCUUCGAACGUUAGGGUGUGAUCGUGCCCACAUCGAUUCGAAUACCUCAUUGGGAUUAAAAACAUCUCCGGGUGACUGCGCGCUUUUGAUCGGUUCCUUCUGAAUCUGUGGUUAAGAUCACUGGGAAACGUUAGUGGACGGCUUUCAAGCUAGCUAGCUCGGUUGCUACCCCGACGAAAACAGCGAUUAUCUUGUCGGAAAUGCACUAACUGGGUUGUGUGAGUAAGUUCACUUGUUUCCUGUUUUCGCCGGAGAGUCCGGUUGCGCGAGUCUGUCAUAUCUGGAGGAGGGCCGCGAGGAUCAGGAGAUGCAGACCUUCCUCCGCGGCCGGCGCGUGGGCUUCUGGCUCAGCGAGAAAAAGAUGAAGAAGCUGAAUUUUCUGGCCUUCGCCGACAUGUGCAGGAGGAGGGGCAUUGAGCUGGUCCAGUUGGACCUGUGCCAGCCUCUGGAGGACCAGGGGCCGCUGGACGUCAUCAUCCACAAACUCACCGACCUCAUCCUGGAGGCCGACCAGAACCACGGAGAGGCACUAGUGCUGCUGCAGAGAGUCCAGGAUUACAUUGACACACACCCAGAGACCAUUGUGCUGGACCCACUGCCCGCCAUCAGAACCCUUCUGGACCGCAGCAAGUCUUACCAGCUGGUUCAUCACAUCGAGGAGCACAUGAAAGACGAGCGCAUUUGCUCUCCCCCCUUCAUGCUGCUGGAUGAACCAUGUGGACCAGACACACAGGAGCAGAUGAAGCAGCACGGCCUCACCUACCCCUUCAUUUGUAAAACACGAGUAGCACAUGGAACCAACUCCCAUGAGAUGGCGAUCAUCUUCAGUGCGGAGGGUUUGCAGGCGGUGCAGCCCCCCUGUGUGUGCCAGAGUUUUAUAAACCACAACGCCGUCCUCUACAAGGUGUUCGUGGUGGGCGACGCUCACGCUGUGGUGGAGAGACCCUCUCUCAAGAACUUUCCAUCUGGACCUGCAGACCGGAAAGCCAUUUUCUUCAACAGUCACAACGUGUCCAAACCAGAGUCUUCCUCAGACCUCACCUCGAGGGACAACGUGGAGGGCGUGUCCCAGCCUCCGAGUGAUGAUGUCAUCCGUGCGUUGUGUCGUGCACUGCGCGAGUCUCUGGGCGUGUCUCUGUUCGGCAUCGACGUCAUCAUCAACAACCAGACAGGCCAGCACGCUGUCAUCGACAUCAAUGCUUUUCCUGGUUACGAAGGUGUUCCGGAAUUCUUCAGUGACCUCCUGAACCACAUCACCAGUGUUCUACAGACCCCGCCCCCUGCCCCGCCUCCCUGCCCUCCAGCAUCGCCGCCGGCAACCCUCCUUGACCGUGGAGGGCUGUGUGUGUGGCGUGUGUGUGUGUGUGUGUGUGAGGGCCGGGAGCUGUGUGUGUGUGAGUGUGUGUGUGUGUGUGAGCGUGAGGCAGAGGGGGCCGCGCCGCUCAAGGGCUCCUGUCCCAGACUGGGCUGCACGUCCACCCUCUCGCCCAACUUCCAGCAGCACUGCGUCGGCUCCCUCGCAACCAAGGCCUCCUCCCAGUGACCACACGCACACACACACACACACACACA